AUGCAAGAUAAAAAUAUUACCGACAAAAAUGAAAAUUACAUAUUCGACGUUCCCUUGGAUUUCCAGCCAAACGAAAAUGGCCUGGGACGAUUGUUUUUUAGAAAUAUGAGGAGAUAUGAACAUUCUAUAGCACAGUACAUCGUGGAGACUGGUGAAGAAGAAACCUACGGAACAGUUUUGAAACGAAGCAUUCGAACAGCAAGUCACAUUCAAUCCAGAAAUUUAGCUAAAGGAGACAUUAUAGUAAUAUGCUCGUACAAUCAAAAAUACGCAGUUGUCCCUUUUAUAGCCAGCAUAUUCCUCGCAAUUCCUGUGGCUUCAUUAGAUCCCGCUCUAUCGCUUCUAGACAUAUCACACUUGAUGAAAGAGGUCAGACCGAAGAUGCUCUUCAUUGUACCAGAAGUUGUCGAAUUGAUCGAAGACUCUUUGCAGGAGGCCGGAGUCGAAGCGGAAAUUGUGAUAUUUGGAAAAACUGAAAAGCACACGGAAUUCUCGACUUUCCUGGAACCACUGGAAGACGAGGAAGAUUUCACACCUAGACCAAUCGAUACAUUGAGUGACACAGCGGUUAUUCUCUUCAGUAGCGGCACCACAGGAUUGCCUAAAGGCAUAAUGAUCAGCCAUCGAAGUUUGCUUAUCCAAAGUCACAUUCUACUGAAAUCCAACAAUUUAGGCGCAGUAACUUUAUCAUACGCCACUCUGUACUGGAUAUCUUCUAUUGUAUUUUUGGUGGGUAUUCUGCAAUCGGGCGGAGCGAAGGUCAUACACGCCAAGUUCGACCCCAUUAAAAUUUGGCACCUAAUCGAGCAAUACAGGGUUUCAACCCUGUUUCUAGCCCCUUCAAUGGCUAUUUCGAUGAUCAAAGCUGGUCGACCAGACAACAUCAACACCACGAGUCUCUGGUGCUUUCUGAUCGGGGGCGCAUCCAUUCAACAGAAAUAUUUAUUGGAUUUAAGAGAGAACCUCCCCGGCACUUUCGUGUUUCAAGGAUACGGCCAAACGGAGGUGGCCGGAAUAUUGAGUUUCUUCAACACCAGCAAAGUCAAGGAGACUUUAUUCCUACACUACAAACCGAAAUCUGUUGGCUUGAUCGUACCAGGCACUAAAUAUAGAGUAGUGGAAUUAGAAACAGGACGAAAUUGCGGUCCAAACCAACAAGGCGAGCUGAGAGUCAAAUCCAACUCCCUAAUGAACGGUUACUACAACAAAGAUUCCUCGGAAACUUACGAUGAGGACGGGUGGUUACGAACCGGCGACAUAGUUUAUUACGACGAGGAUAUGUGCUUCUACAUAGUGGACAGGAUUAAAGAAUUGUUAAAGUUCAGAUCAUUUCACGUUCCACCAGCGAUGUUGGAGCAGAUUAUAUCUGCGCACCCGGCAGUAGCCCAAGUGGUAGUGAUCGGUGUACCUGACGAAGAAGAUGGCGAUCAUCCGAUGGCUUUAAUAAUUCUAAACGAGCAAUCUAACGGUAACGUUGGAGAAAAUGAAAUUAGAGAUUACGUAGAAGAAAGAGUUCCGGAUAGGUUGCGAUUGAGAGGCGGUGUGAAAUUUCUGAACUCGUUUCCUUUGACUCCGUCGGGGAAGAUCAGCAGGAAGGAUUUGAGGAAUUUGGUUAUGAAGGGAGAGAUUUAA
Phyllotreta striolata is the source of this 1632-nucleotide messenger RNA. Lineage: Eukaryota; Metazoa; Arthropoda; Insecta; Coleoptera; Chrysomelidae. The record is from the annotation of a GenBank genome assembly.